Messenger RNA from Chroicocephalus ridibundus (black-headed gull), 4010 nucleotides. It is a transcript of the gene ARPP21, whose product is annotated as cAMP regulated phosphoprotein 21. The record is from RefSeq and is a predicted model, not a curated record. Bases 879 to 3452 code for a protein of 857 amino acids. NCBI's taxonomy places the organism in Eukaryota, Metazoa, Chordata, Aves, Charadriiformes, Laridae. The transcript is spliced from 22 exons. Gene Ontology annotation, cellular component: cytoplasm. Gene Ontology annotation, molecular function: nucleic acid binding.
CGGCCGUUGGGGCGGCCGAGCCCGCACGCGCCGGAGCGGCGGCGCUGAGCGCAGAGCGAGCGCGGAGCACGGCGAGGAAGCGACGCGCCGCUGCCUGCGGUCCGAGGCGCCCCACGCUGCGUGGGCGGGGAGAGAGAGAGAAAGAAAGGGAGAGGGAGAGAGCGGCAGGCAGGCAGUGCAGCGCAGCGCGGCAGAUAAAGGACAGAGACAGGCAGAGAGGAGCGAGAGGGAAUCCAGUCAGGCACCGAGGGAGAGCGGACAGGCAGCGCUACAGGCAGGGGCAGGCGACGGCAGCCCGGCGGCGGACCAGGGGCGAAGCGAGAGCGGAGCGGGGAGAGGCGAGGCGGCGGGAGGCGGCCGGCGGGUCGGGCGGCGGCGGCGGCGCCGCCGCGGCCGCGGCCACCGCGCCCCGGCCACCAGCGCGGCGCGGCGGAUCUCCUCCCGGGGAGGAGGCGGAGGCGGAGGAAGAGACGAUGUCUUGUGGGAAGACGGGCACUGUACUGUAACAGCCGCGUUAUCUGCCGCAAAAUAAACAAACCCGCCAACCAAAAAUACCCAACAAACAAACAAACAAACCAAAAAUAACCCGAGCCACCAAGACGCUGGGGGCAGAUCCCGUUUUCAGGCAAGUGAAGGAGGAUCACAGUCCAGGACUUACAGUCAUAUCGUUAGGUUGACUAUGAUCCGUCAAACUCUCUGAAGGACCACAUGGAGAUUGGCACUCUGAACUGUUAAUGGGGACAUGGGACUCACGUUGUCGUUGAUCAUUUGUGUGGACUUUGCCAGCGAAGAGCAACAGAAGACGCUAGAAAGACGGUGGGAAUUAUAGCAGUUUUUCAGGUCACCAAAUCUUGUUAUUUUAAUUUCUGUCUGGAAGAAUGUCUGAGCAAGGUAAAUCAAACCAGGAGACAGCAGAGGAAGCUGCGAAAGAGCAGGAGACUGUCAUCUCCGAAGGGAACACGGACAACUGUAUCCUUAAUAAAUCUGAAAGCUCGGAAGUAGAGGAGAAGGAGGAGAAGCUGAGCGAUGCCAAGACAGAGCUGCAGAAACGAGGUGCAAAUCAGAACCAGCAGAAAAAGAGAUCUAAGUCAGGAGCUAAGGGAAAACUCGUGCGGAGUCUUGCUGUGUGUGAAGAAUCAUCCCCUCGCCCGGGAGCGGAGAAUAUUCAUGAUAAUCAGGAAUCAAUCCAACUACAGCUUUCAAGUUUUCCUAGCUUGCAAGAAGAAGAUAAAUCUAGUAAAGAUGACUCCGAGAAAGAAAAAGAGAAGGAUAAAAAUAAAGAUAAAAACAGUGAAAAAACCAAGAUCAGAAUGUUAUCGAAAGAUUGCAGUCAAGAGUAUACAGACUCAACAGGCAUAGAUUUGCAUGAGUUUCUCAUUAACACAUUAAAGAAUAACCCCAGGGACAGAAUGAUACUCUUGAAAAUGGAACAGGAAAUUAUUGAUUUUAUUAGUGACAACAAUAAUCACUAUAAAAAGUUCCCUCAGAUGUCGUCAUAUCAGAGGAUGUUAGUGCACAGAGUGGCAGCUUACUUUGGAAUGGAUCACAAUGUGGAUCAGACUGGAAAAUCUGUAAUUAUCAACAAGACCAGCAAUACAAGAAUACCAGAGCAAAGGUUUUCUGAACAUUUAAAAGAUGAAAAAGGUGAAGAAUCCCAGAAGCGAUUUAUCUUGAAGCGAGAUAACUCUAGUAUUGAUAAAGAAGACAAUCAGCAAAACAGAAUUCUUCCAUUUAGAGAUGACAGACGAAGUAAAUCAAUUGAAGAGAGAGAAGAGGAGUAUCAGAGAGUGAGGGAGAGAAUAUUUGCACAAGAUUCAGUUUGCUCCCAGGAAAACCUUUUUGUGGAAAACAGUAGGCUGUUGGAAGACAGUAGUAUAUGCAAUGACACCCAUAAGAAAAGACAGCUGUUUAGGGGUAACAGAGACAGCACGGGAAAGGCAUCUGGCAGUCGACAGAGCAGUACGGAGAACGAACUGAAGUGGACAGACCACCAGAGGCCAUGGAGCAGCACAGACUCAGACAGCUCAAAUCGAAAUUUGAAGCCAGCCAUAACAAAGACAGCCAGUUUUGGUGGGAUAACCGUCCUGACAAGAGGAGAUAGCUCAUCAAGCAACAGAAGUACCGGCAAACUGUCUAAAACAGGUAGCUCAGAGUCUUCCAGCAGCGCUGGCUCCUCAGGAUCACUGUCACGAAUACAUCAGCCUCUCCAAAGUGCACCUCUUGUCCCCGGGGUGACGGCUAGCUCUUCAGGCAGCGUGUCCUACCCUGAGAAUGGGAUGAGUGGCCAGGUGGCCCCCAGCAACACCAGCUAUAUCAUUCUUCCACUUGAAGCUGCAGGGAUACCGCCUGGCAGCAUCCUUCUCAACCCACACACAGGUCAACCGUUUGUAAAUCCUGAUGGGACGCCGGCAAUAUACAAUCCUCCCAGUGGCCAGCAGACGAUGAGGAGCCAGAUGGUGGGACAGUCUCAGCAGCAGCCCUCAUCCCAGCAGCCGCAACAGGUUCAACAGCCACAGCAGCAAAUGGCAAGUCACCUUGUCACACAGCCUGUUCAGGCAAUGCAGCCAUCUUCUCAGUCAGUCCAAUAUCCAGCAGUUUCUUAUCCUCCCCAGCAUCUCCUGCCAGUCUCUCCAACGCAGCAGUUUUCUGUGCGAGAUGACAUGACAACGCAGUUUAACCAGAUGAGCUUAAGUCGUCAAUCAUCAGGAGACAACCCCGAAUCGCCUUCUGGUCCUGUCUACCCGUCGCCUAUCUUGCAGCAGCCUGCCCAGCAGACAGGUUACAUUAUGGCUUCCCCAAGUCAGCAGCUUCCCCCGGGAAGCUUUACAGGUUCAGGUCCACCAGUAUCCCAGCAAGUGCUGCAGCCGCCGCCGCCGCCCCAGGGCUUUGUGCAACCACCACCGCCACCUGCUCAGAUGCCAGUGUAUUAUUACCCAUCUGGUCAGUACCCUACCUCAACAACUCAGCAGUACAGACCCAUUGCCUCAGUUCAGUACAACGCACAGCGGAGUCAACAGAUCCCACAGACUGCACAGCAAGCAGGUUACCAGGCUGUCCUGCCGAACCAGCAGCAGGGGUUCCAGGGUCUUAUGGGAAUGCAGCAGCCGCCCCAAAGCCAGAACCUGAUGAAUAAUCAACAGGGAAAUCAGGUGCAAGGCAUGAUGGUGCAGUAUCCAGCCAUGUCGUCUUAUCAGGUGCCAAUGACCCAGGGUUCUCAAGGAUUGCCGCAACAAUCGUAUCAACAACCAAUCAUGCUACCUAAUCAAUCAGGUCAAGGAACACUUACAGCCACUGGAAUGCCUGUCUACUGUAAUGUCAUACCUCCUGCCCCACAGAACAACCUACGGUUGAUUGCCCCACACUGCCCCUCCAAUAACGUUCCAGUUAUUUCUGCCAGCUGCAGGACAAACUGUGCGAGCAUUAACAAUGCAGGGUGGCAGGUGAAGUACUGACACUGUGGCUUAGUGUGGAUAUACGAGGAUAGCGGUGCAUUAUUUGACAAAUAACUCAUGGCCUUCAAAUGAAGAGGAACACAACAGGAUAAUCAGUUGAGGACAUAAGUACUGACUAUGCUCAAGUGAUUUGCUGCUGGAAAAAUCUGUAAAAAAAAAUAAAAUAAAAUUUUGAAAAAAAAAAAUGUUUGCUGGUUAAUGGUGCAUAUUUUUGUCAUGUCUGCUAGGUAUGCCUUUAUAGCUUAGCUAGUGACAUGAAUUCAUUGAGGUAAGAUUUUUUCCUACCACGGAACACCACUGUGUAGAUUGUAAUAUCCCCGAUUCGGAUUAGUUUUGUACUUUGUGUUGAGUUUGUGAAGCUAAAAGUAUUUAAAAAUAUAAUAAAAUCACAUUGUACCAAAGCUGUAAUGGAAAUGAAAAAAAUGAGAACAAAAAAAGAAUUACUGAAUGGAAGGAAUAAUUUAUAUACACUAUAGAGUUUUUUAUGGAUAUAUACUGUAUUGUAGUGCUUAAUCACAAUAAAGUUAUUUGACCUCAUGGAGAAAGGUCAUGUUUCUA